AUGCCUGGCUUAGGGGAAAAGGCGCGCUAUGCGUCGCUUCGUAAUAGAUCAGGAACAAAGGGGACUAACAGUCUCUCAGGGCACACCUUCCGCCACAAGUCCGCGGGCGCCUUCGGGCCCGAUCUCGCGAAGAAACUCUCCCAGCUGGUGAAGAUGGAGAAGAACGUCAUGCGCUCUAUGGAGCUUGUCAGCAGGGAGCGCAUGGAGGUUGCUCAACAUCUUUCAAUCUGGGGUGAAGCUUGCGACGACGAUGUGUCCGAUGUGACCGACAAGUUGGGUGUCCUCAUCUACGAGAUCGGCGAGCUUGAGGAUCAAUUCGUCGACCGCUACGAUCAGUACCGUGUGACCAUUAAGAGUAUCCGGAAUAUCGAAGCGUCUGUGCAGCCCAGCCGUGACCGCAAGCAGAAGAUCACUGAUCAGAUUGCUCAGCUGAAGUACAAAGAGCCGAACUCGCCCAAGAUCGUCGUUCUUGAGCAGGAGCUCGUCCGCGCCGAGGCUGAGUCUUUGGUUGCUGAGGCUCAGCUUUCCAACAUCACCCGUGAAAAGUUGAAGGCUGCUUUCACGUACCAAUUCGAUGCCCUGCGGGAGCACAGCGAGAAGAUCGCCAUUAUUGCCGGCUUCGGAAAGCACCUUCUUGAGCUUGUUGACGACACCCCAGUCACUCCCGGAGAGACUAGGAACGCAUAUGAUGGCUAUGAGGCUAGCAAGGCCAUUAUCCAGGACUGCGAGGAUGCUUUGACCAAUUGGGUUACACAGAACGCUGCCGUUAGCUCCAAGCUCUCCACUCGCGCUCGCACACUUUCGCAACGUCGCAAGAACGCUACCCGUGGUGAAGGCGUUGACCUAUCUCACCAGGACCAGCCGCUCGGCGACAGGGAGUCUGGCCUCUGGAUCCCGGCAUCAGAGCACCAAGGUAAUGGUUACGAGGAAGAGGAGGAUGAGCUCGAUGCCCCAUCAACGGUUGCGACUGAGACCCGAGGCCGCGAGGAGGAGAGGCCAGUUGCUGCUUAA
This is a messenger RNA of Didymosphaeria variabile, 1011 nucleotides long. RefSeq names its product lipid-binding protein (gene LSP1). Gene Ontology annotation, cellular component: eisosome filament; plasma membrane. The record is from RefSeq and is a predicted model, not a curated record. Gene Ontology annotation, biological process: eisosome assembly; negative regulation of protein kinase activity; endocytosis. The transcript is spliced from 4 exons. Gene Ontology annotation, molecular function: lipid binding. Lineage: Eukaryota; Fungi; Ascomycota; Dothideomycetes; Pleosporales; Didymosphaeriaceae. The coding region runs from base 1 to 1011 and encodes 336 amino acids.